Penicillium paradoxum is the source of this 2868-nucleotide messenger RNA. RefSeq names its product MDM20/NAA25 family protein. Gene Ontology annotation, cellular component: cytoplasm; NatB complex. Gene Ontology annotation, biological process: N-terminal peptidyl-methionine acetylation. The record is from RefSeq and is a predicted model, not a curated record. The transcript is spliced from 8 exons. Bases 1 to 2868 code for a protein of 955 amino acids. Gene Ontology annotation, molecular function: protein-N-terminal amino-acid acetyltransferase activity. NCBI's taxonomy places the organism in Eukaryota, Fungi, Ascomycota, Eurotiomycetes, Eurotiales, Aspergillaceae.
AUGAGCUCCAGCAAUGACGCGGUGUUUCUGCGCCGCAACAACCAAAUCCAAGAUGCGAUUGACUCGCAGAAUAUGAAACAGGCACUGCAGCUGAUUGAGAAGCGCAUGAAGAAAGGCGAGAACACCCGGUUUUUGAAGGCGAGUGAUGUCUCUUUGUUUCUUGCGAUCCUGGCACCCAAACAGGCCUGGAAAGCAAAUGUUUUGUUCAGCCAUACGGAUGAAGCCCACAAAAAGCGAGGCAUUUUAGAAACACUCGAGCUAUGCAACGCCGAACCACCUAUCUCCGAUAUUGAUUCCCUCGAUAUACUGUACCGGACGUUACGGAAGAUGGAUGACCAUAUCGAGCUUCGGAGCGCCAUAUGGGAGAGGGCAGCAAAGGCAAAGCCACAGGAUCAUUCGCUUCAGAUGAGGUGGUUCACGUUUGGAUAUGAGUCUGGGGACUGGAAGUCAGCUCAGAAAGCUGCCAUGAGUCUCCAGAAGAACUUUCCUCGAGAGCGAAAGUAUUAUUUCUGGGCCAUUUUCCUUUGUCAUCUUAUUGCAGGCGACGCGGCUAGCUCCGAGAUGGAUCGCAAGCUUUUUGGGACACUUGCUUAUCGCAUGAUUUCGAAAGCAAAAGAUGACGUGCCUUCCAAUCCGACCGAAUCGUCGAGCCCCCCACGUGCGAUACAAACAGCGGAGGAACUUCUUUUGCUUGUUCGAGUUUUCGAAUCACAGAAUCGAGAUGCUGAGAUUGUUGAAGUCCUUAACAGCAAGAAUGCUGGUCUCGACUCUCGGAUUGUCAACAACGACGGAACCUUUAUGUCGGCCAAAGUCUCAUGCUUGAAGUCUGCCGGACUCUGGGAAGAAGGGCACUCGUAUGUCAUGAGUUUGCUUGCUGUGCCCGAAGAGGAAGCAGAGCGCAAGGCUCUCCAUGAGCGUGAUCAUUGGAGAUUCUGGGACUUGCUUAUCACAGCUACGCGCCAUCUCGAGAACAGCUCAGGAUUACUUUCCGACACGCAACAGCAUAUCGAGAAGUUCAUUGAAUUCAGUCCAAAAUCGCGCAACGCCCAUAUCGCACUAAUGGAUACAGUCCUAAUGGGAUUGAAACGGGGCGAGAGUACGGAAGAUGAUUUGUUUGCUGCAUGCCAAAGAUACUUUGACCAAAAUAAACGCAAACUCUAUGCCUUUAACGACUUAAGAGGGGUCCUAGAGACUUGCGAGGAUACCUUGGUGCACCGAGUAUCUCAAUAUUGCAUGGAAAGCAUCGAAGAAAACACCGACGAUGCCAUCCCGUUGAUCAACGCGUACAAGCUGCAGUACUGUGACAAGAUUUCGGGCAACAGUAAAGUGUCAAAAGCUAGCAUCGAGAAUCUUGUCCGCAACUGCGUUCACUUUUACGAUGUAUUCACUGAGAAAGAUGGCAAGCCAGAUACUGCUUCCGCAAUGGAGAGCCGACCUAUAGACGACUUCUGCAUUGUUGCCGCUAUGGCCCUUGUUCGCCCUAGCCAAUCUGGCGAGGUAUCUGAAAAAAUCAGCAGCACUGCUCUGAUUCGCGCUGCUGGCAUCCUGGAGCGUCUUUUGAGCGAUUCACCCCAUAAUUAUGAGGCGAUGCUCUUCUUGAUUCGCAUAUAUCUUCUUCUCGGCGCUGGUUCCAUUGCUUUGAAAUUGUUCGGCAGACUCUCUGUCAAGCAAGUGCAGUAUGAAUCUGUCGCUCAUAACCUCUUCACUCGCUUUGCCACCAUCCAUCCUAAUCCCGCAACCCCCAUUGAAGGCGGAGAAUACAAAGACUUUGACCCCCAAGUUUCAUUUAUCGCCGCUCUUGACUUCUAUCGUGCCGCAAACUUUACUAUCAAGAAUUCACUGAUAAAGGGACUUGAAGAUGGGACUUACGUCAAUCUAGUCGACUCAAUCGAGCUUCAAAAGCGUCUGAAUAACAGUAUCUGCCGCAAAAUGUGGGCUCUUGACUUGCGGCGGAUGCAAAGAAUUCGAAAAGGAAACCAUCUACCCCUCCACGCAGAUAUUGCCCAGAAUGCCUCACCAGCUCAAGACCAGCGGAAAUAUGCUGGCUUUAUGAACUUGGAACGUUGUGACCAACCUGCAUUCGAGCAGCGAUUACGCGCAGGCCCGAUCCCUGGGGAAAAUUGGCUGGCAUCUGCCCGCCUAACAGAUAGACUUUUCAGUGUUCUUGAGAGCAUCGGCAGUCAGAAGCCAGUCGCCUUGGAUACAGACGUGCCCGCCCUUGGCGACUUGUCACUCUCCGAGAAAGAUACCGAUCAGACGGACGCUGAGAAGGAUACAGCCAAGAUUCACUUGGCAUUGUUCAAUGUGGCAUUGUUCAUGGCAGGAUCCAAGGCUCAUACCUCUGCGCAGAUUGAGACUAGUCUCGGUCAAGUAGAGGAUUGGUUGAAGGCCAAAAGACAGGACCUAUCCCUGGGAGACACAAAAAGAUCUCCUGUCAUCGCGAAGACGGCCAUUGAAUUUAGCCCAGGCACGGCAGGCGCACCGACAUGGGAAUAUUUCCAUGUCAUCUGGACCCUCGUAGAGACCCUCAAGGCUCUGUGGACAAUACUUGAUUUGAAUUCCCGAAAGGCUGUGAAAACAGCCAAACUUCCUGCUGAACUAUUGAAACGGCUGCAUACUCUCGUUUGUGAAGUUUUCGAGGAUAUUCGUUCGAACACUCGGGCCUUGAAGCAGGGCCUUACCGAAUCAGCAACCCUCAGCACACUCAUUGACAUGGUCAACCGGGGCGAUACGACCGAUGAAUACGAGAAGCCACUUCAAGAUAUUCUAGAAAAGGUGAUGUACGAAUCUGCGCUUGAAUUAUUCUGUGGAGAGUUGAGGGAGAGCUGGGAGGAGGCACUUGAUGGAGUGCUGGCUGCCAGGCUUUAG